Messenger RNA from Camelus dromedarius (Arabian camel), 910 nucleotides. It is a transcript of the gene CLEC2L, whose product is annotated as C-type lectin domain family 2 member L. The coding region runs from base 1 to 645 and encodes 214 amino acids. The transcript has 6 exons. The record is from RefSeq and is a predicted model, not a curated record. Lineage: Eukaryota; Metazoa; Chordata; Mammalia; Artiodactyla; Camelidae.
AUGGAGCCGGCCCGGGAGCCCCCCGCGCGGACCCGGCCGCCGCCGCCCCCCGCCGCCCGCCCCGCGCCCGCCCCCGCCGCUCCCAGGCCGCGCUCGCCCGCUGAGGCGGAGGGCCGCGGUCCCGAGGGGCUGCUGCGGCGAUCGGGGUCGGGCUACGAGGGCAGCACCAGCUGGAAGGCGGCCUUGGAGGACACCACCACGCGUCUCCUGCUGGGGGCCAUCGCCGUGCUUCUGUUCGCCAUCCUGGUGGUGAUGAGCAUCUUGGCUUCCAAGGGCUGCAUCAAGUGUGAGGCGCCCUGCCCGGAGGACUGGCUGCUCUACGGACGGAAAUGCUACUUCUUUUCUGAGGAACCGAGAGACUGGAACACGGGCAGGCAGUACUGCCACACCCACGAGGCCGCGCUGGCUGUGAUCCAGAGCCAGAAGGAGCUGGAGUUCAUGUUCAAGUUCACACGGAGGGAGCCCUGGAUUGGUCUGCGCAGAGUUGGGGAUGAGUUCCACUGGGUCAAUGGGGACCCGUUUGACCCGGACACAUUCCCCAUUGCGGGCCCGGGGGAGUGUGUCUUCGUGGAGCCCACCAGGUUGGUGUCGACGGAGUGUCUGAUGACCCGACCCUGGGUGUGCAGCAAGAUGGCCUACACGUGAGGCCCAGCUCGAGGCUCCCUGGGACUCCUUCCAGGACAGUGGCAGCCCUCAGUGACCGCUCCCUCUCCCCAACACCUCCAGCACUUAAGACUGAGUCUCUCACACGGCCCAGUCUGUUGAAACUUUUCAUCUGUGACUCAUCCUUUCAUAUCAUCUGAUUGCUCUUGUCAUCCAAUUACAAGCCCCUGGAUAGCAGGGAAUGUGUGUUGUCAGCCUCUCUGUAGCACACAUGGCAUGUGCUAAAAAACCGUUGUAUAUGACAGUA